AUGAAUCCCCAUCAACAGAACAAGGUGGACAUCAGCUCCCUCAGCCCAGAGGAGCAGCGCUUGCUACGCCUCUACGGCAAGAUGCCCACUAAGAAAGACGUCCUCCAGAACAAGCUCAAGGAACGCAAAUACUUCGAUUCCGGCGACUACGCCCUCAGCAAAGCCGGCAAAGCCUCAGACGUAGGCGUCACCAACGUCGGCUCCCGCCACCCAGUCCCCGAAAACAUCCCCCACCUCACAGCGACCUCACCCAACUCCGGCGCCGCCGCCCAGGGCCAAAUCCCCGGCAGCAUCAGCGGACACCCAGGCUCAGUCGGCUUCCAGGGCCGCAGCCCCGUCAAGGAAAGCUACUUGCAUCGCGGCUCGAGCGUUUCCGAGGGCGAGGGCGAGGGUGCGGGCGCCGCCAAGGGCGAACAGGAACUGAGUGUUAGUCCGCCUGCUGCGAGGGAGGGCGUUCCUAUCCAGAGGUGA
Messenger RNA from Penicillium brevicompactum, 471 nucleotides. RefSeq names its product endosulfine family protein. Bases 1 to 471 code for a protein of 156 amino acids. Gene Ontology annotation, cellular component: cytoplasm. Gene Ontology annotation, molecular function: protein phosphatase inhibitor activity. Lineage: Eukaryota; Fungi; Ascomycota; Eurotiomycetes; Eurotiales; Aspergillaceae. The transcript has 3 exons. The record is from RefSeq and is a predicted model, not a curated record.